AUGGACGCAGGAACAGAAGGAGGAAAAGGAGAAGGAGGAGAAGAAGAAAAUGGACGAACGGAAGAGCAAAGAGGAGAGGGAGGCAAGGGGGUUGCAGGAGGGGAGGGGGUGCCAGGAACGGUGCUGGUGAUGCAAGUGUUAGUGGAUGUGUACGUUCACAAGGAAAUCUGGUACCUGCCUGCUAGAUGGAAGGGAGGGGCCGCCACCGCCUUUGUUCUCUCCCAUCUCCGCUCUGAUUGGCCCAUGCAUCCGUGUAACCAGCCUUCUAGCACUGCCAGCCGUACCCAACCUGCCGCACCUGUCCCUCUUUCCACAUCAGCGGUCGGCGCUACAGUGGAUGAUGGGGAGAGAGAGGGGGAGAGUGCGGGAGGGAUAUGGAGGGUCCUGCAGGGGUUUGUUAGGAGUCCGUUAGUGAGUGUGUUGAGGAUGAGAGAGGAAGAGAGUGAGUGUGGUGGUGGUGGAGUGGGGAGUGUGAAGGGGAAUGGGAAUAGGAGUGGAGGGAGCGAGGGGAGGGUGAUGCUGUGCGAUGUGAUUACAGGGGGAGUGAGGUUCCUAUGGAGCAACGAGAGGAGAAGUGGAAGGGCAAAGAGACAAAGUAGAGAAUGGGAAGAAGAGGAAUGCAAGAGUGGGUUGCAGGAAAGAGCAAGUCGACAAGAGGGCGAGAAGAGGGAAAAGGAAGGUUUGGGAUGUUCAGGCUUGGCAACUUUGGAGUUCGGCAGACUAGGCGCAGUACUGGACCUAGAGGACAGGCUCGGCAUGGUGCCGGACGCGCGGGGAGGUCUGUUUUGUGACGAGCCUGGGCUGGGUAAGACUGUGACUGCCUUGGCGCUGAUUCUCAAGACCAAGGGGUUGCUUCCGGCUGUGCCUAGGGGUAGCCGAUUGGUGGUGUGUGGGAGGAAGGGAGAGAAUGGAGUGAACGGGUGGAGUGGAGGAGGAGGAGUAGGAGGGGUGUGGAAAGGAGGGUUGCUGGGGUAUUACGAGAGGGUUAUACCCGGAGAGGCAAGGAAAGGGAAGGAGUGGGAGGGUGGGGGGGCGUGGGUGAAGCAGGCCGGGCAUGGCUAUGCGAUGGGGGGAGGGCAGGAUGGCGUGGAUGAGAUUAGGGGGAAGAAGGGGAUGGUAGAGUGCGGUUUAGAGGAGAAGGAGGCAGAUUGGAAUGUGUUGAAUGCGGUGCAUGAGAGUGGCAACAGGUGUGAUGCGGUGCAGGGGGAUGGAAGUGGGAUGACAGAGAAGGUGUUAACUGGGGGCAGUGUGAUGAAAGUGGGGGAUGGCGGGGCAGAGUUGAAAAGUGGGACAGAGAUGAGAGGUGGGCCAUUUUUGAGAGGUGGGGCAGAGGGGAGGGAGGAGACUGAUGGGAGUGGGGCAAAGGGCGGGCGACAGGAGAAGGGUGAGGGAGGGGAGAGGAGUGAGGGAGAAGUUAAAGGCCGGGGAGGGAUGAAGCUUAGGGCAGAGGGAAAGAGUGAGGGGGAUGAGGGGGAGCUUACGACCAAGGGAGAGGAGAAGAGUAGGGGAGUGAAGGGCGGAGGGAAGGGGUCGAGGAGACCCAGAUCGAGUGCUGGCAGGAGGGGCAGUGCAGCAAAGGAAGCAUCCGAGGGGGCAGCAGGGGAGGCAGCAAUGGAGGCAUCAAAGAGUGCAAUGACCCGAUGGGGAAAUGAUCCCAUUGCAAUGGUGCUUGCCUUGCAAGCGCCGAAUUUGACGAGUCAGAUGGAUGUGGGAGGUGGGCUGGGAGGGAGAGUGGUUCAGAGCGGUGUGCAGCGGAAUCAGGGAUCAGGGAUUUGUGCUGCUGACACGCCUGGGUUUGCUGAUGGGACUCUUGUGACAGGUGCUCAGGCAAGGGAAAACAGCAGGGAGGCAGGAAAAGAGGAGUGGAGCAAGGCAGGAAAAGAGGAUGGGAGCAAGGCAGUAGAUGUUUCUUGGAGUGAUGAUGAGAUCAAGGAUGCUGGAGCUGAAGGCGAGGAGGCUGGGAGGAGAAGGAAGAGGAGGCACCGUGGUGGAGGUGGCAGGAGGAAUGGUUGUGUUGAUGGUGGUGAGUGUGCUGCUCGUGAUGAUUGCUUUGCGUGGGGAAACGGUCAUGAGGAGGGUAAGGAGGAAGGUGUAGAAAAGGUCACAGAAGAAGGUAGAAGUGAAGACGGGGUGAGGUACCUUGGCAAGGGGAGGCGAUGGGAAGAGGAGGAGGAGGAGUUGGAGGAGGACGAGGAGGAGGAUGAGGAGAGAGGAAGUGGUGAGAGGGAAGAUGAUGAGUGGGUGCCUUCUAGUGCGGGCAGCGACAGGCGAGUGGGCUCUUCCGCUCGUGCCGAGGACUCAACACCGGCCUCUCGCCUUUCCACGGGUGCCUCUUGUUCCUCUGCGCAGAUAACUCCAUUGACUCCCAAACGCAGGCGCACAGCAGUGCAUUUGCGCAGACACAAAGAGGCGAGGAUGCAAGAGCUGAUAGUUACGCGAGGGGAUGGGGAUGAUUGUAAGGUUGUGGCUGAUGGGGAGAAAGGGCGAGAGAAUAAAGGGGAUAAGGAGAGGGCAGAAUUAGGAGAGGGAGUGGGGCAGAUUGUACGGGAGAAAGAGAAGAAUGUCGCAAUGGGGACAAGGAGCCACGGGUUAGGGGUAAGGCGCAAGUGGGGAACGGAGGAGGAGGAGAAGGUGAUGGUGGUGCAGGAGGGUGAGCAAAAGGCAGAGACUGAACCGCAAGUGGCAGCCAGGCAAAACGUGACUGUUAAGGAUGAUAAAAAAGCAGACAAGCAGCACGUGACUGUAAAGGGCGGACAAGAAGCAGACAAGCAGCACGUGACUGUAAAGGGCGAACAAGAAGCGGGCAGGCAGCAUGUGACUAUAAAGCUGGCUGAGACGAGCCGCGAGGGGCAGCGUUUGACAGACCGCGAGUUGGUGGAGGAAAAUUGUGAGCCAACUCAAAAGCUGUGUUGUGAGAGGCAGUGUGAGGCAGAAAGCGAGCUUGUGAAGAAAGGUGUUGAGUCGACUCAAAAGACGGGCUGUGAGGGGCAAUGUGGGGCAGACAGCGAGAGCGAGAGGAAUUUGGAGGCGCCUCAAGAGAGCGAGACUGUGGAGAAAUGGGUCUCCUGCGACGAGUGUGGCAAGUGGAGGAAGGUUCCCGGAAGCUACACCUAUCCGGAGAACCAGUUGUGGUUCUGUGGGUUGAACCCCGACCCGGCCCGGCGGGUCUGCUCCGACCCAGAGGAAUCUGCCAGUGCUGACUCCGACAUUUCUUCACUGCCCGGAUUCUGCCUGGUCGAGGCAGCGUUUGAUGACGGGCUUCCCGCAAAUGUGUCGCUAUUUGUGGAGAGGAUCAAGAGCAGGUUUCGGCGGGCUGAGUCGGAGUUGGAGUGGAGUGACGUGGUGGGAGGGCAAGGGGAAGACGAGCGGGAGGGGUUGGGUCUGGGGAAGGUGGGUCUGGGGGAGGUGCAUCUGGGGGAGGGGGGCCUGGGGGAGGUGUUGACUGGUGGUCUUGGCGGUGUGGGUGCGGGCGGUGUGAUAGACAGCACCGGAAGGAACUCGUCUCAUGCCUCUGGUACUGUGGAUGGCGCUGCUGCUGCUGGUGAUGGUGACAGAGGAGGGGGAGCAGGAGGAGGAGCAGGUGGAGCAGGAGGAGCGGCGGGAACGGGGGAAGCGGCGGACACAGGAGGAAUAGGCACGCGAGGCAGGCAAAGGGCCAAGCCCAACCAGAAUGCACGUGGUGGUGGAGGGUCGUGGGUGCUCCCCCCCUCCCUCUCGCCCCAACUUACCUUUGACUUUGCUUCCUUCCGCCAUGCUCUUGCGAUUGUUGACGGGAGGAACGGGCUGGGCUUAGGCGUCCAGGACGCUGGACGCGUCUUUCUCCACAUAGCUCUGCGCGUGUGUGUGUACGACGGGGCCAAUCAGAAGGCGCCAGCUGUCCACAGCCUGGCAUGGGAUUAUGAUGUGGUGGUAACCACGUUUAGCAGGCUGAGUGUGGAAUGGGGGGGAGGGGAGGAGAAGGAGAUGGGAUGGGGAGGGGAAGAGGGGGAUUGGGCGAGUGAGGGUGAGGGGUCGGGGAGUGAAAGUACUUGGUGGGAUUCUGAGGAGGAAGAGAGGGGAGAGGAGGAAGAGGAAGGUGAGAUACAAGGGGAAGAAGAGAGGGGAGGAGAGGGGGAUGCGGGGACAAGGGGACAUGUGGAGCGAGAUAAAAAAGUUAGGGAGGGAAGAAUUCAAAAGACUGGAGGAGUUACAUUGGGAGAGCAGAGCAGGAAGGGGGUCAAGAGAAGGUGGGAUGGACAAGCAGAUGAGAGGAACAUUAAUCAACAGUUGAGUGCUAGGGAACGCAGUCCCAGAUACAGACAAACAGAGCCACUUGGAUGCCCGUCUCAUGGAUGGCAGGACGGCGGGCGGCGGCCUCAGCGGGUGGCGAGGAAACGGGUCCGGCUGGGAGUGAAGGAGAGCCGUCGGAUCGCGUCGCCGCUGCUGCGCAUCCAUUGGCUGAGAGUGAUUCUGGACGAGGGGCACACGCUGGGAGCCAGCCUGGCAGCCACGAACAAGCUGCGCAUGGCCAUGGCUCUGAGGGCUGCGAGGAGGUGGAUUCUCACUGGCACUCCCACUCCCAGCACCCCCACCAGCCAGGUGGCACACCUCUUCCCGCUGCUCUCCUUCCUGCACGAGCCCAUAUAUGGCCGGCAGCAGGGCGUGUGGGAGCGGGCAGUUCAGAAGCCAUUUGAAGCAGGCAGGCCCGAGGGCAGGCAGCGACUGGUGCAGGUGCUGACUCGGUGCAUGUUCGUGGGGCAGAAGGAGGGCGUGCUCUCCAUCCCGCGCUGCGACAGGAAGGUGAAGCUGCUCUCCUUCUCCCCGCAGCACGCCGCCUCCUACAACGAAUUUUUCGAGACCGUUCAGCGAAACCUGCUGCUGGCCGACUGGAUGGACCCCUCUCACGAGGAGUCUCUCUUAAACCCCCAGAACUUAAAGCAGGCCAAGCAGACACUCAACAACGUGCGCCUCUCCUGCUGCGUCGCCGGGCACAUGGAAAGUUACGACCUGCCCGGGGUUAUUGACGAGACCAUGCAGCAGCUGGUGCAGGGCGGGCUGGAGCCUGGCUCGGGAAGGUUUGAGGAGAUUCGGGCAGCUUUGAAGGGAGGAUGCUGCUGUGAAAGGUGUGGCGAGUGGGUGCGUCUCCCCAUAGUCACCCCCUGCGCGCACCUGCUGUGCAUCACGUGCGUGGCAACCGACAAGCACGCGCCGGGCUGUUCGAGACGGUACCGCAUGCAGGAGCCCAAGGACAUGAAACGUCCUGAGAAUGCCAACCCCAAGUGGAGCAUGCCACAAGACCUAAUCGAGCUGCAGCCAUCGUAUGAACAGACGACAGCCAGCACCAAGGUGGAUUACCUUCUCUCGCAGCUGCGCCUGCUCGCUCCCAUUCUCCACUUCUCUUUCACCUUUCCUCGUUCUCCUCCCCCCCUUCCUCUCAGAGGGAGUGGCAUCUGGAAUGGCAGGCGACAGCCAGCACCAAGGUGGAUUACCUUCUCUCGCAGCUGCGCCUGCUCGCUCCCAUUCUCCACUUCUCUUUCACCUUUCCUCGUUCUCCUCCCCCCCUUCCUCUCAGAGGGAGUGGCAUCUGGAAUGGCAGGCGACAGCCAGCACCAAGGUGGAUUACCUUCUCUCGCAGCUGCGCCUGCUCGCUCCCAUUCUCCACUUCUCUUUCACUUUUCCUCGUUCUCCUCCCCACCUUCCUCUCAGAGGGAGUGGCAUCUGGAAUGGCAGGCGACAGCCAGCACCAAGGUGGAUUACUUGCUCUCGCAGCUGCGCCUGCUCGCUCCCCCUCCUCCUCCUGCCCCUCCUCUUCCCGGCAGUGAGCUGUCUGCCCCUCCUCUCUCCACUGCAUCACCUCCACUAUACCCACCUGUAGGACCACCACUGUUGUCACAUUCAAUACAGUCACCAUCAGCAGCAGCACAGCCACGCACAAGCACGGAGAGGGGGCAGCAAAUGGCUGUGCUGCCCAGGCCAUGGGCACAAGGCCCUGUGGCUGCUGGGGGGCUUGGAUGGGAGAGGGACGGGUGUGGCGGGGAGAGGGACGGGUAUGGCAGGGAGAAGGGGAGAUACGAUGGCGAGAAGGCGAUAGUGUUCACGCAGUUUCUGGAGCACAUCGCACUGCUGGAGGCGCAGCUCACACUCGCCGGUGUCAACUUCGCUGGCCUUUACAACCCCAGGCCUCAAUCCGUCAAGAUGCAGGAGCUGCUGCGCUUCCAGCACGACCCGGCGUGCCGCGUGCUUCUAAUGAAUGGCACGGGGUCGCCCGGUCUCGACCUCUCCUUUGUGUCCCGCGUCUUCCUCAUGGAACCCGUGUGGGACCCCAGUGUGGAGGAGCAGAUGGUGUCUCGAGCGCAUCGCAUGGGCGCCUCUCGGCCAAUCACGGUGGAGACAUUGGCCAUGGCAGGCACGCUGGAAGAGCACAUGCUGCACAUACUGCAGCGGGGCGCAGGCGAAGCAGACGCAGGCAAGGGAGGCAGUGGCACGCAACGCCGUCGUGCUGGCACUGAAGCUCGUCUGCCCUCCCCUCCUUCCCGGUGCUUCCCCUCUUCAUUGCAGCGUCUGCCCGACCGCGGGGCGCAGGCAAAGCAGCGCCAAGCAAGGGAAGCCGUGGCACGCAACGCCGUCGUGCUGGCACUGAAGCUCGUCUGCCCUCCCCUCCUUCCCGGUGCUUCCCCUCUUCAUUGCAGCUGGGGCGCAGGCGAAGCAGAGGCAAGAAAGGGAAGCAGUGGCAUGCAAUGCUAUUUUGCUCGCCCUUCUAACCCACCUCUCCUUUUUCUCUUCGGUGCAGCGCCUGCCCGACAGCGGAGCGCAGGCAAAGCAGAUGCACGCAAGGGAGGCCGUGGCACGCAACGCCAUUCUGCUCGCCCUUCUUAUUCUCCCUUCUUAGCCGUGUUUCCAAUCCCUUGGUUGCAGUGUCUGCCCGACAGCGGGGCGCAGGCGAAGCAGCGCCAAGCAAGGGAAGCAAUGGCGUGCAACGCCAUUCUGCUGGCGCUUCCAAUCCUCACCUCCUCCCGUCCUCCCCUUGCUUCCCCGUGUUCCCCCUCUUCGGUGCAGCGUCUGCCUGACAGUGGAGCGCAGGCGAAGCAGCGCCAAGCAAGGGAGGCCGUGGCAUGCAAUGCCAUUCUGCUUGCUCUGAAGCUCGUCCGCACCGCCGACUCCUCCCUGCCACUCUCUCCCUCCAACACCACCUCCCCGGCGAAAACCCUCUCCUCCUCCCAUCCCCUUUCCCCCGCCCAACCCCUCACCUCCUUCUCCCAAGCCUUCUCCCCCACCAACCCCCUCUCCUCCACCCACCCCCUCAGUUCCCCUACCCCCCUGUCGUCCCGCCAGUCCCUCCUUCCCUCCAACCUCUCAUCUCCCCUUCUCUCUCCCAGCCAGCAACUUCCCUGCAGCCUCUUGCCCCUGCCAGCCCUCUCACUCCACCCCUUCCCCCAACUGCUCGGUCGGCAGUCAACAGGCGCUGCUUGCCUCUCGCCCAAGGCCCAUCGGGUGCUGAUCAGAACAGCUGGUGUUGCCACGGAGGACACAUGUGAGGGAGGUACAUCUGAGGGAGGUACAGCUGGUGCCACCGGUGAGGCUGUAGGCAACAGCAUGGUUCCUUUUCUUGGCACUGCCGCGGCAGGAAGUGCAGCCAGGGCAGCAGAGGCACGGGCAGGGGGUGUGGCAGGGGUCAUUGCUGCUCACACUUCACAUUCUUCUGCUGCUUGUGGUAGAUGGGAAGGGGAGCAUGGUGCAUAUACAGGGCAGGCAGGAGGAGGAUUUCUUGGAGGGGAGAAUGGAGGUGCAUGGGAGGAAGGGCAUGCAGAGGAAGAGAUUGGUCCAUGCAAAGAAGAGCUUUCAAAUCCUGGAAUGGAAAUGGCUGGUUCUCAAGUAGAAAAAUGGGGAGCCACUGCCACCACCCAACUAAGGGGGGAGAGGAUUGAGGUGCCAGCUUUGGAAGGAGCAGAAGGCAAGGUGAAUCGGAGACUGAGGGUGGUGAGGUUUGCAGAUGAAGGCAUGCAACCAGAGCUGCUGGCCACGGUGCUCAGACCAGCAGCUGAAUGA
Closterium sp. Naga37s-1 is the source of this 8025-nucleotide messenger RNA. Lineage: Eukaryota; Viridiplantae; Streptophyta; Zygnematophyceae; Desmidiales; Closteriaceae. The record is from the annotation of a GenBank genome assembly.